UUCCCUCUUCCCCCUCCUCCCAUCUCCAUUCCUCCUUUUCUUCUUCUUCUUCAGUUCAUUACCAAAGCGGGCCUUCAUCAUUUCUUCUUCUUCCGAAUGUCUUCUGCUUUUACUUUCGCCACUACCGUCGCCAUUAUCCUCGCCAUCAUUGAAGGCGUUGUUGGGGCUUCUUUGACGUUUAUUAAUAGGUGUGACUACACAGUAUGGCCGGGGAUUCUUGCCAAUGCGGGUAGUGAAAGAUUGGAUAGUACCGGGUUCGAGCUCGGGCCGGGCGGGUCGAGGGAAUUCCACGCGCCGGCGAGUUGGUCGGGUCGGAUCUGGGGGCGGACGGGGUGCAGCUUCGACGUUAGCACGGGACAAGGAAGCUGCGCCACGGGCGAUUGCGGCUCAAGCCAGGUAGAAUGCAAUGGCGCCGGCGCGACGCCGCCGGCCACGCUAGCCGAGUUCACGAUCGGCUCGGGCGCGCAGGACUUCUAUGACGUCAGCCUGGUGGACGGCUACAACUUGCCAAUGCAAGUGGAAGCCGUGGGCGGCUCGGGCGCGUGUGGCUCGACCGGCUGCGCCAAGGACCUGAACCGGAUGUGCCCGGACGAGCUCCGUGCAGCCGACGGGCAGGCGUGCAAGAGCGCCUGCAGGGCGUUCGGGACGCCGGAAUAUUGCUGCAGCGGCGCGUACGGCUCACCGGCGACGUGUAAGCCGUCGAUGUACUCCGAGAUGUUCAAGACGGCGUGCCCGCGCUCGUAUAGCUACGCCUACGAUGACGCCACUAGUACGUUUACGUGUAGCGGAGCCGAUUAUAAGAUUACAUUCUGUCCUUCAUUAACAAGCCGGAAAUCGUCGUUGUUGCCGUCGUUCAGCACAGGCGUGGCCGGAAAUGAAGAUUCGGGUCCGGAGGACAGUAUGUUUUCGGGUCGGUCAUGGCUGCCGGGUUUCCUGACUGGGGAUUCGUCGAGAAUGACGUCACAAUUUGGCUUGCAUUCCAAGUCUCCGAUAACCUCAGCCAUUGCAUUUUUUAUUCUUCUUUUAAUUCACUUAUUACAAUUAUUUUUGUUAUAAUAUUCUCAUUUUAUUGGCUUUUCAAUUCCCCGGACAUGCACAUGCAUUGUAGACUUGUAGACUAUACGUAAGACAUUCUAGUCCACAAGCUAAGAAAGCAAAAUGAGAUACAUACACAUUGUACAUACACUUCUCUCUCUCUAUUUUUGUAUCCAAAAUAAACCAUAAAAAAACAUUGUUUCAAUU
Ipomoea triloba (trilobed morning glory) is the source of this 1242-nucleotide messenger RNA. Its product is annotated as thaumatin-like protein 1. The transcript has 3 exons. The record is from RefSeq and is a predicted model, not a curated record. Gene Ontology annotation, cellular component: extracellular region. Gene Ontology annotation, biological process: defense response. Lineage: Eukaryota; Viridiplantae; Streptophyta; Magnoliopsida; Solanales; Convolvulaceae. The coding region runs from base 97 to 1056 and encodes 319 amino acids.